Messenger RNA from Beta vulgaris subsp. vulgaris (sugar beet), 911 nucleotides. Its product is annotated as 50S ribosomal protein L6, chloroplastic. Lineage: Eukaryota; Viridiplantae; Streptophyta; Magnoliopsida; Caryophyllales; Amaranthaceae. Gene Ontology annotation, biological process: translation. Bases 143 to 805 code for a protein of 220 amino acids. The transcript has 3 exons. Gene Ontology annotation, molecular function: rRNA binding; structural constituent of ribosome. Gene Ontology annotation, cellular component: ribosome. The record is from RefSeq and is a predicted model, not a curated record.
UUUGGAUGAAUAGCAUUUUCUCGAAUUUGUUAUCUUGCAGUCCAUUUUAGUUAAGUCCUUAUCCUUUACCCUCGUUCUAUCCCGUAAACACUCAUCUUCAUUCUUCUCUGCUGUCGUGCUGCUCUCUCCCUCCUCUCUUUCGAUGUCUCUGCUUGCCCCAAGCCACCUGAAGUCUGUAUUUCUUGGUGGGAAAAUCGACAUUGGUGCGAGCAAUCCUGUUACUCGCGCGGGUUUCUGGAGGAAGAAUGUGGAGUGCAAAGAAUCAAGAAUAGGAAAGCAGCCUAUUGCAGUGCCAGCUAAUGUCGCAAUUGCAAUGGAAGGACAGGAUCUUAAAGUGAAGGGUCCUCUUGGUGAACUUGCAAUUACUUAUCCUCGAGAAGUAAUAGUUGAGAAGCAAGAAUCUGGAUUUCUAAGGGUUAGAAAGGCAGUUGAAACAAGAAGAGCCAAUCAAAUGCAUGGACUUUUCAGGACCCUUACGGACAAUAUGGUUGUGGGUGUCUCUAAGGGAUUUGAGAAAAAGCUUCAGUUGGUUGGUGUUGGGUAUCGUGCGACAGUUGAAGGGAAAGAUCUUGUAUUGAGUCUUGGGUUUUCUCAUCCAGUAAGGAUGGCAGUACCAGAUGAUCUACAGGUAAAGGUGGAAGAAAACACGAAAGUGACUGUUAGUGGACGUGAUAAAUCUGUUGUUGGUCAGUUUGCUGCCUCAAUUAGAAGCUGGAGACCCCCAGAACCAUACAAGGGAAAAGGUGUAAGAUAUGUUGAUGAAGUGGUACGUAGAAAAGAAGGUAAAGCUGGAAAGAAGAAAUGAGACGUUAUCUUUUUUUUUUUUUGGUGGUCUUUUGCGUUGUUUUACUACUAUUAAAUUGAAAAUGUACUGAUCUGACAAAGGAAUGAAUACAAUGGUCAUUUGCUCA